UCAAUCUUUACAGAUUUUACACUUUUCUAUUUCUCCAAAAAAGCUCAAACCUUUACGCAAAAUCAAAGCUCCUUUCUCUCAAGUCUCAACCAGUAGCUUCACCACUACAAAUUGAGCUGUAGUCCACCCUAAUGCAUUGUCACAGGCAUCGGAAACCGGAAUCCAAAUUCGACUGUUAAAGGCAAUGGCUUUGCAGUUGCCUCACUCUUAAAGGAGGGGUCUUUACUCAGAUGUGAAAUUUGGCCACCUGGAUUCGGCAUUGAAAGGGUCAAUGCCAGAACCUGAGCUUGCUGUUUGUGGAAUGAGCUGAAUGCAAUUUGCCCAAUUGGGUGUGGUCACUUCAGCACAAGGGUCUGUGUAUAUAGAGGUUUGUAAGGGUCGAUGGAAAGGGGGGAAGGCGAUUUUAUUAGUAUUGUUGAGGAAAGCAUAGAUUUUGGAGUUGAAACAAACAACAGUUUGGACUUGAAUGUAGAGCAGGAUUGUCACAACCCGAAAAUUGUUCAUGGCAAUGGCACUGUGUCCAAUGUAUCAUCUACAAAUGACCACAGUGUCGAUGCAGUUGUGAAAGUUGGUACAGAGUUUGAGUCUGAUGAGCAUGCUUACAGGUGUUAUAAUAAGUAUGCUAAGUUGGUGGGUUUCAAUGUUCGGAAAGAUUGGGUGAAUAGGAGUAAGGUACAUGGUCAGGUCGUGUCUAGGAAGUUCACUUGUUCUAAAGAGGGUUAUCGGCGGAGGGAUAAAAGGGAUGUUACUGUAAAGAAACAUCGAAAGGAAACUAGAACUGGUUGCCUGGCGCAUAUGGUCAUUACUCGUCAACCUGAUGGUAAAUAUCGGGUUUCACAUAUUGAAGAACAACACAAUCAUGACAAUGUAAACGCAAGUACGGCUCAAGUGUUACCACUGCACAGGGAAUCCAGUAUUUCCCAAGCUGCUGAUGCUGAACUGGUAGAAGGUACCAAAGAUUUCAGAACACUGUCAAAAUUGGCAUCUGAAUCGAUGAAUAGACGGUUUAGAGUAAGGGAAUCUCUCAAUAAUGUUUCUAUAGGUUAUAACAAUCAUCUUCAAUCUGAAAGGACCAGAGAUAUGAAGAAGGGAGAAGUUGGACGUUUGCUGCAUUACUUUCAAAGGCAACAUGUUGAAAACCCAUCCUUUUUUUAUGCAUUACAGGUUGAUACUGAUGAUAAAGUUUGUAACAUCUUUUGGGCCGAUGAUAAGAUGGUAUCAGAUUAUGAUUAUUUUGGGGAUUUGGUUUGUCUCGACACAAUUUGCAGAGCAGACAAGAAUUGUCUCCCAUUUGUACAGUUUAUAGGAGUAAACCAUCACAAACAGGUGCUGAUCUUUGCUGCCGCACUUUUGUAUGAUGACACCAUGGAAUCUUAUAAGUGGCUAUUUCAAACCUUCUUGGAAGCAAUGUCAGGGAAGAAACCAAGGACCAUUCUAACUGAUCAAGAUGCAACAAUUGUUGAGGCAAUCGAUUCAGUCUUACCAGAAACAGACCAUUGUAUAUGCACAUGGCAAAUGUACGAAAAUGCUCUCAAACACAUUAGCCCCAUGGUAAACGAUACCGGGUCUUUUGCCAAUGAUUUCAAGAGAUGUAUAUACGACCACAAAGAUGAAGAUGAUUUUGUUUCUGCUUGGGGGGAUAUGCUAGAUAAAUAUGGUCUUCAGCAGAAUGACUGGUUAAAAUGGAUGUUUAGAGCACGAGAGAAAUGGGCUGUGGUGAAUGGUAGGAAUACUAUUUUUGUUGACAAAGGCACACAUUUGGUCGAAAGUUUAUUUAAUGAUCUGAGAAGUUACCUAUACUCUGACACUACUGUGGUUCAAUUCUUUAAGCAUUUUGAAAGGGUCGUGGAUGAGCAACGGUCCAAAGAAAUAGAAGCUAGCGAUGAAAUGAAUAGCUGUUUGCCAAGGCUAAUGGGGAAUGUGGUUAUGUUAAAGCAUGCAAGUACUGUAUACACCUCAAGGGCAUUUGAAGUAUUUCAGCAAGGAUAUGAGAAGUGUUUAAAUGUUGUUGUCAACCAAUGUAGUGAGAAUGGGUCAUUGUUUGAGUACAGAGCUAAAACAUUUGGGAAAACUCAAGAACACAGCGUCAUAUUCUGUUCCUCUGAUGGUACAGUUAUAUGCAGUUGUAAGAAAUUUGAGAGUGUUGGGUUUCUAUGUAGCCAUGCCCUUAAAGUGCUGGAUCACAGGAAUAUAAAGGUACUCCCCGCCAAUUAUGUCUUGAAGAGAUGGACAAAAGAUGCAAGGUUAGGGAUUGCAAGACCGAGUGAUGUCUCCACCGUCAAUGAUAACCCUAAGCUUAUUGUGGCUAGCCGUUACAAAGAUCUUAGCCACAGAAUUCUGAUGUUGUCUACCAGGGCUUCUGAAUCUGGGGAAGCAUUUCAAUACGCUGUUAGACAACUCGACCAAGUGAUGGACGGGGUUGAGAAAAUUUUGACAUUAAAACCUGAGGAUGCUCAAGCUGUCACGUCAAGCAGCACAGGUACAACUACUUCUGAUAAUGAGCAUGCAGAAACUUUUCUUGAUGAGAAUGCUUUUGAGAAUCAGGGUGAGAAUGGAGUAGAAGGAGCAAACGAACAAGGGAGUGCUGUCCUCGACAGAGGUGAAUUAAUGAAUGUAAAUGGAAACUUCUCUAGCACAAACAGAAUUCAGAUUUCAGAUGCAUCCCCGCAAAGUAAUCAUUCCUACAUUUCUUCGGAACCCUUAACCGGAAAUCCCAUUACACAGGGUUUGUACACUUUUGAAGAGAACCCUGUAGUCAAUUGCACGUACGCGCAAGAUAAUGCCAUCUUAUUUCGACCUCCAAACAUCUUUCCUAACCAACACGAUUCACCUUCCCAGUUGCAAUUGCUUCAGGAACCUCUUAUCAAUGGCACAUACCAAGAACCCAUAUCUGAACUGAGGCAGGCAAUGGAUCUCGAUCUCCACCCUCCACAUUCACCUUCAUUUUUGCUAUGACCCUCGCAUUCUUUGACCUAAGUCAUCGAAAUACAAGGGUCAAAACCGUCAAAUGAACUAAUGUAAUGACUCUCAACUCCCGAGCU
Messenger RNA from Rosa chinensis, 3041 nucleotides. RefSeq names its product protein FAR1-RELATED SEQUENCE 12. The record is from RefSeq and is a predicted model, not a curated record. The coding region runs from base 382 to 2955 and encodes 857 amino acids. The transcript is spliced from 6 exons. Gene Ontology annotation, molecular function: zinc ion binding. Lineage: Eukaryota; Viridiplantae; Streptophyta; Magnoliopsida; Rosales; Rosaceae. Gene Ontology annotation, biological process: regulation of DNA-templated transcription.